AUGUCCUUCUCUUCGAUCCUAGGCUACUUUCUCGGGGGUUACUUUGCCCUCGUUAUCUCGCUAUUCAUGCUCUCAUCCGUCGUUCCCGUAGCAGGCUUUGCCGCCCGCACGUUAUCCGCCUACAUCUCGAUAGUAAUAUGCGCCACCUAUGGAGUACUCGCUUCAAUAUUCCUUCGAAUAGUCGGUCGCGAACAGAUUGCGCAAUGGACGACAGCACGUGCUUUCAAAUAUGUUAUGGCAAUUACGAUAGGAAUCACGUUCGAAGUUGACGAUCCGAAGCGACAUCUCGAUACCGUUCGACCAGCCGUGUUCAUUGGAAACCACCAGAGUGAACUAGAUGUUCUUAUGCUUGGGUGCAUAUUCCCAAAAUACUGCAGUGUAACUGCUAAGAAAGCAUUGAAAUAUGUGCCGUUCCUGGGAUGGUUCAUGGCAUUGAGCGGCACAAUCUUCAUUGAUAGGAAGAACUCGAAGGACGCAAGGCAGGCCAUGGCUGGUGCUGCUAAGGAAAUCCAGACUCGAAAACAGAGCGUAUACAUAUUCCCCGAGGGCACCCGCAGUUACGCAAAGGACCCCGGUCUUUUGCCCUUCAAGAAAGGUGCUUUCCACCUUGCUGUCCAGGCUGGUGUACCUAUCGUCCCCGUAGUAGCGGCCAACUACUCGCACGUACUCUACAUCAAGGAUUAUAUAUUCAGAUCCGGAAAGAUUCCUGUGAAAGUUCUCGAUCCAAUUCCUACAACUGGAUUAAAACCCGAGGAUGUCGACGAGCUAACUCGUAGCACCCGGGAGCUCAUGUUAAAGGAGAUAGUAGCGUUGACUCAGAAAGUUCAAAACAGACCUAUCGCCAUACCUGCCACGAGCGGCGAUGGUGUUGUGCAUGCUAGUGGAGCUGACGCUACCCUAUCAUGA
Messenger RNA from Daldinia childiae, 906 nucleotides. Its product is annotated as putative 1-acyl-sn-glycerol-3-phosphate acyltransferase. The record is from RefSeq and is a predicted model, not a curated record. Gene Ontology annotation, biological process: phosphatidic acid biosynthetic process. Gene Ontology annotation, cellular component: endoplasmic reticulum; membrane. The coding region runs from base 1 to 906 and encodes 301 amino acids. Gene Ontology annotation, molecular function: 1-acylglycerol-3-phosphate O-acyltransferase activity. The transcript has 2 exons. NCBI's taxonomy places the organism in Eukaryota, Fungi, Ascomycota, Sordariomycetes, Xylariales, Hypoxylaceae.